CCACUCAUCGUUCACAGACACAGAAAUCUCCAUAUUGUGACUCCAUGAUUACUAUAUUAUACUUCAGUCUGGCACAGGUGUACCGGCUCCUCCCCUUCAGUCUUGCACAGGUGUUACGGCUCCUCCCCUUCAGUCUUGCACAGGUGUACCGGCUCCUCCCCUUCAGUCUUGCACAGGUGUACCGGCUCCUCCCCUUCAGUCUUGCACAGUUGUACCGGCUCCUCCCCUUCAGUCUUGCACAGUUGUACUGGCCCCUCCCCUUCAGUCUUGCACAGUUGUACUGGCUCCUCCCCUUCAGUCUUGCACAGGUGUACCUGCUCCUCCCCUUCAGUCUUGCACGGUGUACCAGCUCCUCCCCUUCAGUCUUGCACAGGUGUACCGGCUCCUCCCCUUCAGUCUUGCACAGUUGUACCGGCUCCUCCCCUUCAGUCUUGCACAGUUGUACUGGCCCCUCCCCUUCAGUCUUGCACAGUUGUACUGGCUCCUCCCCUUCAGUCUUGCACAGGUGUACCUGCUCCUCC
Molecule: messenger RNA, 521 nt
Organism: Staurois parvus
Lineage: Eukaryota; Metazoa; Chordata; Amphibia; Anura; Ranidae
Source: the annotation of a GenBank genome assembly